GACCAUAUUGUUAAUUUGAUAUUAUAAUAUGGCACAUGUAUCAUCUAUAGUGUAGAUUAAGUCAUCAUCUUAUUAUCUCAAACAUUCCUGUUUGUACAACAAUGACGUAUGCUAUACUGGCUACUUCCGGACGGAAUCUAAUUACAAUUGAGAAAGAGGGCAGAGCUCGAGCUGCUAAUUCUAUGUCCUUUGUUGUAUUAUAUAAACGUCUUGUCCGUAGUGAUAUUGUCUAUAUAAAUCACGCAGGUAUUUUUGCCUGUGGCACGUCCGAUAUAGCUAAUUCUGGAAAGGACCCGAGAUAAACGCAAGGCACAGUGCAGACGGCAGAUUGCUGCUUUCUUAUCUAUCUAGUAGGACGAAGAUGUCUGACAAAAGCGACCUGAAAGCUGAGCUAGAGCGAAAGAAACAGAGGCUAGCUCAAAUACGAGAGGAGAAGAAGAGAAAGGAGGAGGAGAGGAAAAAGAAAGAGUCUGAGAGUCUGCAGCAGAAAACAGAGAAUGUCUCUGAAGAUUCUGACUUGGACCGCAAACGAAGAGAGACGGAGGCGCUGCUGCAGAGUAUUGGGAUCUCACCAGAACCACCAUUAGUGAGCACCACCAGUGAUGCUGGCAGCCAGGAGUCCGUAGAUGGGGGGACAGUGGGAAGAUAUAGGACCCUGCAGUGGGACACGGACCCCUCUGCUCUCCAGCUGCAGGCAGACUCUGAGCUGGGGCGCAGGAUGCACAGACUUGGAGCGUCAAAAAUAGUACAGAUUGACUUCGUUCCCAAAGAGCUUGUGACCUACACUAAAGAGACCCAGACUCCUUCAGCAGCACAUCAAUCUGAAGAAGAAGAAGAGGAUGAGGAGAGCAGUGAGCUUAAAGCUUCCCCUCAGACUGACCAGCCGGAGGAGGAAGGAGAGGCAGAGGACAGUAAAGAGGCCCAUCCCAGAGAGCUGACGGAGGAGGAGAGGGAACAGAUUCUCCACUCAGAGGACUUCCUGGUGUUCUUUGAGCGGUCGGUCUCUGUGGUGGAGCGGGCGCUGGCCGAGGAGGGAGACAUCUUCUUCGACUACAGCGGCCGGGACCUGGAGGACAAAGAAGGGGACAUGCAAGGUGGAUCCAAUCUGUCUUUCAACCGUGUGUUCCAUGACGAUCACUGGUCCAAACAUCGAGUAGUCACCUGCUUAGACUGGUCCCCACAGUACCCUGAACUGAUGGUGGCCUCUUACAACAGCAACGAGGAUGCUCCACACGAGCCUGAUGGGAUAGCGCUGGUGUGGAACAUGAAGUUCAAGAAGACCACUCCAGAGUAUACAUUUCACUGCCAGUCGUCAGUGAUGUCUGUGGGCUUUGCUCAGUUCCAUCCUAACCUGGGUGGGGGAACGUACUCAGGACAGAUUGUGUUGUGGGAUAACCGUAGUCACAGGAGGACCCCCGUCCAGAGGACCCCUCUGUCUGCUGCAGCACACACUCACCCAGUGUACUGUGUGAACGUGGUGGGUACCCAGAACGCCAACAACCUGAUAACAGUGUCUACUGAUGGGAAGAUGUGCUCCUGGAGUCUAGACAUGCUCUCUCAGCCUCAGGAGAGUAUGGAGCUGGUCUACAAUAAGUCCAAGCCCGUAGCAGUAACAGGAAUGGCCUUCCCUGCCGGAGAUGUUAACAACUACGUAGUGGGAAGCGAGGAAGGGAUGGUGUACUCUGCGUCCCGCCACGGCAGUAAAGCAGGUAUAGCUGAGAUGUUUGAGGGGCACCAGGGCCCAGUGACUGGGAUCAGCUGCCAUAACGCUGUGGGCACUGUGGACUUCUCACACCUCUUCAUCACGUCCUCCUUUGACUGGACUGUAAAACUGUGGUCCAUCAAGCACAACAAGCCACUGUACUCCUUUGAGGAUAAUGCAGACUAUGUCUAUGAUGUCAGUUGGUCCCCUGUGCAUCCGGCUCUCUUUGCCUCCGUGGAUGGGAUGGGUCGUUUGGACCUGUGGAACCUCAACAAUGACACUGAGGUGCCCACAGCGAGUGUGACGAUCGAGGGGGCGUGUGCUCUAAACCGUGUGAGAUGGGCGUCGGGAGGCAGAGAGGUUGCCGUGGGUGACUCGGAGGGCCGUGUCUGGAUCUACGAUGUGGGAGAGCUGGCAGUGCCACACCCUGAGGACUGGAGCCACUUCGCUCGUACCCUAGUUGAGAUCCGUGCCAACCGCGGGGAUGGAGAGGAGGAGGGGGCCGUGGAGCUGCCAGCCUGAAACCUUCUCACCCUCUCAUCAAUGGAUGCAACGUUUCAGGACUGACAGCCUGAUAACAGACAUUUACAGACAACAAACCAUCAUUUACUGACGUAACAACAGCAGUAUGCUUCAGUGAGAUUCAAGUCAUUGGGAUUAGACUGACUCCAAGCUUAUGCUCCAUAGAUCAAAGUAUGAAAUGCCGAUUUGCCCGGGGCAACAACUAUACUUACCAGGGUUAUUUAUUUGUUAUUGGUUAAUUAAACAGUUGAUAUGUAUAUACUUGAUAUCAGAAUCAUAUGGCUUGCAAUGAUAAUGUGC
Oncorhynchus tshawytscha (Chinook salmon) is the source of this 2524-nucleotide messenger RNA. It is a transcript of the gene dync1i1, whose product is annotated as dynein, cytoplasmic 1, intermediate chain 1. Lineage: Eukaryota; Metazoa; Chordata; Actinopteri; Salmoniformes; Salmonidae. Gene Ontology annotation, molecular function: dynein light chain binding; dynein heavy chain binding. The record is from RefSeq and is a predicted model, not a curated record. Gene Ontology annotation, cellular component: cytoplasmic dynein complex. Gene Ontology annotation, biological process: transport along microtubule.